UGCCAUCUACCACCGAUUACAUUCGCACGGGCUAAACUUUCAGAAAUCGGUGUCACAAGCUUGCCUUGUUUGAAAAAGUGAGUUGUCAUUCGACGGCUGCAGUAAAUGCUUAUAAUUGACUUGUACGGUUAAUUAAUUGAACAUGGCUCUUCUCGGCGGUUAUUCAGCCGGCUCUUUCCCCGAUUAUGAAGUUCAAGGGGCAAAGAAAGUGCACUUCAGCCCCUACGCCGAUAAUGGAGGGAGUGUAAUGGCGAUAGCAGGAGAAGAUUACGCCAUCAUUGCAGCAGAUUCACGAUUGAGCACUGGAUUCUCAAUAUUUACUCGUGAGCAGCAGAAAUUAUUCCCACUUUCCAACACAACUGUUUUGGGCUGCUCAGGUUGCUGGUGUGAUACCUUGACGCUCACAAGAAUCCUUCAGGCUCGUAUGCAGAUGUACAAACAUGAGCAUCAUAAGGAAUUGACAACUCCUGCUACAGCACAAAUGUUGUCUACAAUGUUGUACUACAAGAGAUUCUUUCCCUACUAUAUUAGCAACAUUUUGGCUGGCUUGGAUGAGAAUGGAAAAGGAUGUGUCUAUAGUUACGAUCCUAUUGGACACUGCGAACGAUCAAACUUCAGAGCUGGUGGUUCUGCUGGUGCUCUUUUACAGCCAUUGCUUGAUAAUCAGAUUGGCUACCAGAACCAGGAGGGUGUUGACAAGACUCCUCUGCCUCAAGAUCGUGCUUUAGCUAUCCUGAAGGAUGUUUUUAUAUCAGCUGCUGAAAGGGACAUUUACACUGGCGAUGGUAUUUUCAUAAAUAUCAUUACAAAAGAUGGUAUCAAGGCAGAUAAGUUUGACCUUAGAAAGGAUUGAUUUAAUAAUACAUAUUGUGAUUUCGUAUUACCGAUAUCUGUUCUAUAAUAAAAUGUAAUAAUUUCACUCCUACUCGUUGUUUUAUAUAUUAGGUUGUGAACUUAAUUAUUGCAAAUUUGAGACCACACCUUUCACGUAGCAUAAAUUAGCUUUGUAUUAGUUUUUUAAUCGAAAUAAGAACCAUUGGAAUCUAUACACUUUCGUCAAUGGGAUGCAAGUCAGAGUAUGUCGUAAAGGCCCCAUUUUGCUGCACAAUAACGCUUGGCCAGAUACCGUACAAAUGAUAAUUCAAAGGCUACAUAAACAAAUUGGGAUACAUGAUUCUGCCUUCUCCAGCGUACUCACCUGAUCUUUCAUCAAUGGAUGACCACUUCUUCAACCACUUAGACAACUUCAAGGGAAGAAUUUUUAAAAAUUACGAGACUGCAAAAUAUCUUCAAAGAAUUUGUCGACUCUAGAGCUUUGAAUUUUUAUUUUAAAGGUACGAAGUAACUUAUAUACUGCUGAAAAAAGUAUAUAGAUUGAAACGGUUCUUAUUUCGAUUAAUAAAGCUCAAAUAAAGGUAAAUAAUGCUUUGUGAAAGUUGACGUCUGAAAUUAGCAAGAAUUAAGUUAACCUAUGAUUUUAUCCCAUCCAUCAACUGUAAAAGUCUCAUGCGAUGCAUGCUGACAAUUUUUGAAAUCAAGGCUAAGAAUUUUUUGUUUAGAGAUUGGGUGGAGACAAAGCUUAUGUCACUAACAAUGAUGUAAUGGUUGGAAAACUUGCAUUGCCAAAUUGAACGUUCUGAGUUCAAAUAUCCUAAUUUCAUUAUUCAUGUUAGGUGAUGUGGGACAUGGCACGUAACAAAACAGACUAAGUUAUAAGAUAAGCUUUAUUUAUGAUUAAUCGUUAUAAGAUAUAACAUGCUUCAUUACAGGAAAUCUACAUUUUUAUGCUCGAAUUUAUUUCAUACCUUUAUUAACACUUAUUACAAUUAUUAUGACUUCAUUUAAAAUAACUCUAUUAAUGUUUUUUUUAUAGAUUUUUUCCAUUUAUCACCUCAUACAAACAAAAUACAGAGUCUAGUUUAUAAUACACCAUAUCAAAAUAACCAAGGACAAAAAAAAGGUAUAUAUAAUCAUAAUCCAGAGAAUAGUGGUUGGUGGCAUGAUAGUUUUUAUCAGGGAAACAAUUAUGUAUAAAGUAAUAUUUUCAUCCACUUAUCAUGAGUUGUUAUAACACCAUUAUCAAUAUUUCUUAAGAUUUUGUUGAAACGACAUGGCAUUAUUUCUAAACUAGCAUUUUCCUUCAUAAUUCAUUCAAUCAUAAAUGGCCAGAAUUAUAAGUAAUUCGUUUUCUCAUUAGUCACAAUGUAGGAAAAGUAUUAUGGUUUUUGUACAGACAUUUUUACUCGUCCUUCAAUGUACUUGAAGUCAGUGACUAUUUGAUACUGAUGUAGCACAUGAAGCAUUUGUACAUUAUAAAUUUAUUUGACGCAUAUAUCAAAGUGCUAAGUGUGGUAAAA
Messenger RNA from Neodiprion fabricii, 2357 nucleotides. It is a transcript of the gene Prosbeta6, whose product is annotated as proteasome subunit beta type-1. Gene Ontology annotation, cellular component: proteasome core complex. The transcript has 4 exons. The record is from RefSeq and is a predicted model, not a curated record. The coding region runs from base 143 to 853 and encodes 236 amino acids. Lineage: Eukaryota; Metazoa; Arthropoda; Insecta; Hymenoptera; Diprionidae.